Camelina sativa (false flax) is the source of this 2954-nucleotide messenger RNA. Its product is annotated as putative E3 ubiquitin-protein ligase RF4. The record is from RefSeq and is a predicted model, not a curated record. NCBI's taxonomy places the organism in Eukaryota, Viridiplantae, Streptophyta, Magnoliopsida, Brassicales, Brassicaceae.
ACAGAUGAAGAAACAAAAUAAAUCAAAAGAUUCGCUCCUCCCCCAUUUUGGGCUUGGAGAAGAAUAUGUGUGUAAAUGACUAAAGUACCCUUGGGAGAAUCCAAGUAAUUACCAAACCUCUUUUCUCCUUUUGUGUUUCCGGCCAAUUUCUUCGUCUCUCUUCUCUUCUUCAGUCUCUCGCUCUCUCUCUGCACACUCUCUCUCUCAAAAACCCGACAAUAUUCUUCUUCGAUCCCCUCUCUCUUUCUCGCUACCGAUCUUCUUUCCCGCAACUUUUCUUCCGCUGCCGUUAUCGUCUUCGUUGAAGGUGAUGAGUAUGGCUCAAAUGCAAGAAGAAAUGAGUGGUUGUCCCCUCAAUGGUGACAAAGGUGAAGUUUUUACAGUGUCACCUCAGGAAAAAGGAAGGAAAAACAAGAGGAAAUUAGCUGAUCCUUCUCAUCCUGAUGCUGCUUCUCUCACUGAAUUCCCUCCAUAUGAGUUGCCUUCCUUGAAAUCUCUGAACUCGGUUGGGAAAGUUUCUGAAGUUGAAGAUUCUGAGUCUGUCGAAUGGGAUGACCCGUUCGCCUGUCAUCUUGUAGAAUUGCUGUCAUCAAAUUUGCUCACGCUCUUCCUUAAUGCAAUGAAGCAGCUUAUUGAUUGUGGCUACACUGACGACGAGGUUUUGAAAGCUAUUUCAGGGAGUAGGCUCUACUGUGGAGGCAAUGAUCUUGUGUCAAACAUUGUUAAUAACACCUUGAGUGUUCUCAAGAAUGGAGACGAAGGUGCUGGUUCUGGAGACUAUGUGUUUGAGGAUCUACAACAGCUUGUUUCGUAUACGUUGAUAGAGAUGAUAAGUCUUGUUAAGGAGGUUAGGCCAUCUCUAUCUACAGUUGAAGCUAUGUGGAGGCUUUUGAUGUGCGACUUGAAUGUCUUGCAAGCCUUUGAAGUUGAAACUGACGGAUUGGUGACUUCUAGUAAAUCUUCUGAUUCUGAAACUCUUGGUGCUGAAUGUAAUCCUCCGAAAUCUAGUGAACCAGAUAACCCUAAGCCUUCACAAUCCAAUGCUCAAGGCAAUCGGAGUGAGCCACUCAAAUUUGGAAAUUUCCCAAAUAUACCCAACUCCAAAAAAACUCUGUGUAGUGGAUAUGCUCCAGGAAAAGAAGCAUUCUCGUGUAGCACUGGUUCUUGUGAAGGUAUGAAAAGUACAUCUUUUACUCUAGUCUCUGAUGAAAAAUUGGUAUCUUGUCGAAAAGGCCGCACUAAAAAAGAGAUAGCCAUGCUUCGGCAAAAAUCAUGCGUGGAGAAGAUUAGGACUUACAGCAAAUGCAAGGCGGCAAAGUUUGCAUCAGUUGGCAGCUUCCUUUUAGAGAAAAGAGUAAAAUCAUCUUCUGACUUUGUGGCUAGAAAUUCUUCAUCAAAGAUGACAACAGAGAUUGGAGUGAAAGUUUCACUAACUGAGGAUGGCAGCUGUUUUGUAAGAAAAAGCAGUAAGUUGGAUUCACCUGUGGUAAUGGUAGAUGCAAAGGGCUUUAUAACUACCUUACCUGCUACUUCGGUUAAAUCUGCUUCAAAAAAAAAGUCCGGUUCUGGGGCUGCAACUCUGAUACCAUCAGCUUCAGAAAAGAAGCCUGAAUCUUUGGUACCAUCGUCUUCAGAAAAAAAGUCUGGUUCUUCGGUACCAUCAGCUUCAGAAAAGAAGCCUGGUUCUUCGGUACCAUCAGCUUCAGAAAAAAAGUCUGGUUCUGAGUCUGAAGAAAAGGAAUCUAUGUCUGCAAAACUAGCACCAGAUUACUACGCUGGGAUACCGUAUGAUGCAUCUUUGGGUAUAUAUGUUCCCCGGGAUAAAAAAGAUGAAUUGGUUCUAAAGCUAGUUCCCCGACUGAAUGAUCUGCAGAAUGAAUUGCAGGUCUGGACUGACUGGGCUAAUCAGAAAGUAAAGGAAGCAACUGGUAGACUUCUUAAGGACCAACCAGAGCUUAAGGCACUAAGGAAAGAGCGACAAGAGGCAGAACAGUAUAAAAAAGAGAAGCAGUUAUUGGAAGAAAACACUAGGAAAAGGCUGUCUGAGAUGGAUUUUGCGUUGAAGAAUGCAACCAGCCAGUUGGAAAAAGCUCACAAUACCGCUCGCAGACUCGAGCUGGAACAAUCUUUACUGAAGAAAGAGAUGGAAGCUGCUAAGACAAAAGCCGUCGAGUCUGCUGAGAGCUGUAGAGAAGCAAAAGAGAGAGGGCAAAAAUCACUGAAGGAUACUAACUCGUGGGAAGGGCAAAAAAUUAUGUUGCAGGAAGAGCUCAAGAGUCAAAGGGACAAGGUGACAGUGCUACAGAAAGAAGUUACCAAAGCAAAAAAUCGCCAGAAUCAAAUCGAGGCUACUUUGAAGCGAGAAAGAACAGCAAAAGGGAAACUCAGUGCUCAGGCUUCAUUGAUAAAGAAAGAAACAAAAGAACUUGAAGCACUUGGAAAAAUGGAAGAAGAGCGGAUGAAAGCGAAAGCAGAAACUGAUUUGAAAUAUCACGUAGAAAACAUAAAGAGACUCGAGAGAGAGAUCGCAGAGCUGAAACUGAAAUCAGAAUACUCGAGAAUAGUAGCACUGAAGAAAGGCAGCAGUGAGUCGAAGUCGAAGGCAGGAGCAGCAAAAAGAGAGAAUAUUGGGAUGACGAAAGUGAAAAGAGAAAGAGAAUGCGUCAUGUGUUUGUCUGAAGAGAUGAGUGUGAUAUUCUUGCCUUGUGCUCACCAAGUCCUGUGCUUGAAAUGCAAUCAGCUCCAUGAGAAAGAAGGAAUGAUGGAUUGUCCGUCUUGUCGUGGAACAAUCCAGAGGAGGAUUCAAGCUCGCUUUGCUCGCGCCGGUUAAAAUGCUUUUUAUUUUACCAGUUUUAAACUUAUAUAGAACAGUCAAGUCUCUCUUCUUCUCUCAGUGAAUGAAGAACACAGCUUUUGGUUAAAUAAUCCCACCUUGGCUUUUGCCUUUCUUACUA